AAUAUAGAUACCCUAUGCCUAACAUAGCUUACCCCUACUCUUUACCCCUAGACCCUUAAGACAAGUAAAUAUAUAAUAUAAUGUCUGAACUUCAAUCCUCUCUGCAACUUCCUGUAUUAGACUUAACACAACCGAUUGAGUCCUCUGUUCUGUCUUCUCUCUCUAAGGCUUGUAAAGAGUGGGGAUUCUUCUAUGUCACUAAUCAUGGAAUCUCUAGAGAAAUGUUCAGCAAAACAUGUUCCUUGUCCAGAGAUGUUUUCAAAGUUCCUCUUGAAUCAAAGCUCAAGCUUGGUCCCUUUCCAUAUACUCCUCGGCACAUCGCCUCUCCUUAUUUCGAAAGCCUUGUUGUCUCUGGACCUGAUUUCUCCAGUUCUGCCAAAGCUUCUGAAGAUGUUUUGUUCCAAGAUCAUCAUACACCAGAAUUAAGAGAAACACUGCAUGAGUACGGAGCUAAAAUGGAGGAAUUGUCUAAAACACUCAUGAAGAUUCUCUUGAUGAUGACCUUAGGAGACGAAACAGGGAAGAGAUUCUACCAAACUGAGUUUAGCAACUGCCAUGGAUACUUACGUCUGGUGAACUACACACCUCCACAUGAUGUGGAGAAGCGAGAAGAGCUUGUUGAAGGUCUCGGUAUGCACACGGACAUGAGCUGCAUAACAAUAGUAUAUCAAGAUUCCGUUGGUGGACUUCAGAUGAGGUCUAAGGAAGGGAAAUGGAUCGAUAUAAAUCCGUGCGAGGAUCUUCUUGUUGUUAACAUCGGAGAUCUUAUGCAAGCAUGGAGUAAUGGACGGCUGGUAUCGUCUGAACAUCGAGUUGUAUUGAGAAAGUUGGUGAACAGAGUCUCUUUGGCGUUUUUCCUCUGUUUUGAGGAUGAGAAAGUGAUACUUGCGCCUCAAGAAAUCGUGGGUGAGGGAAACUGUAGGAGCUACAAGUCGUUUAAGUGUUCGGAGUAUCUGAAGUUCAGACAGAGUAAUGAAGUAGGGAAGUUUGAGAAGAUUGGUUACACUGUCAAAGACUUUUCUGGACUUAAGCUGGCUCAACCAGAUGAUCCUUAGAGACCACACCGGUGUUUCCGUUGAGAGAUCACUUAACCGGUUCCUGAAGGAGAAAGGUAAAAGAGCAUACGGUUAUUGUGAGUGUCAUGCAAUAUAUCAUAUAAUAACUAGUGGAAUCCAAAGCUACUUUUGGAUUUACAUCUGUGUAUAAAAAUGUUCCGAGUCUUUCUCUUACCAUCUAAAGUAAUGCUUCAGAGGUUUUUCUACAUGUUUAAUUCAAAGUGGGAGUACUUGUCAAAGCUAAAA
Camelina sativa (false flax) is the source of this 1301-nucleotide messenger RNA. Its product is annotated as gibberellin 20-oxidase-like protein. NCBI's taxonomy places the organism in Eukaryota, Viridiplantae, Streptophyta, Magnoliopsida, Brassicales, Brassicaceae. The record is from RefSeq and is a predicted model, not a curated record.